AUGUUGCGGCUCUGGCUUUUCCUAGCCGGCUCGGCCGCUGCGAUCCCCUUCAACAAUGGUUUAUACGCCGCUGGUUAUGGCUAUCUCGUUCAGCGCGACGGCUGCCCAGUACCAUGCGGUUACCAAAACCAGUACUGCUGCGACACCAACUCAGCAUGCGUCACCAACAACGGGAUAGCAGCCUGCACACCGGCUGCGGGAGCAGGCGGUGGAGUGGCCUGGUACACGACAACCUGGACUGAGACCAAGACUUAUACCAAAACAUGGCAAUCCGUCAUUCCAGCUGCGACCGGUGUCAGCGGCGCCGACUGCAUUCCCGAGGCCGGCAGCGGGUGGAUUGCCUGCGGCUCGAUCUGCUGCGACUCUUGGCAAUACUGCCAACACGCAGGGCAGUGUAUGGCCAACCCCGGUGCUGGCCCCGGAGGCGUGGUUAUCGUGACAAACACCAACACUGCCGUGCAAACCGUCACCACCCAGUUCAGCGCGCCAUUUCGCGUUACUAGCGGCACCGCGACAACGACAAACUCGGCUGGUGGAGCUAUUCAGACGGGGGAUGACGCGGAACCAGUGGAGGGCGGUACAGCCGGUGGCUUGAGCCCUGGUGCCAUCGCCGGUAUCGUCAUUGGCUCCAUCGCCGGUGUCGCCCUUCUCCUCGCCAUCUGCGCUUGCUGCAUCGUCAGGGGUCUUUGGCACGGUGUCAUGGCCAUUCUUGGGUUCGGCAAGAAGGACAAGAGAACAAAGGAGACCAUCAUCGAGGAAGAGCGCUACACCCGCCGCGGAUCCUCGCACGCCGGGCGCACCAACCACGGUUCGUGGUAUGGCGGCCGACCUAGCACAGUAUCAUCGCGAAAGGAUAAGAAGAGCGGCGCUGGCCUGUUGGGGAUGGGAGCCGCGCUUGGCACUCUUGCGUUGCUGCUCGGAUUGAAGAAGGAUAAGAAGAAGAGAGCCCCGGUCAAGAGCAGGAGUGAUAUCAGCAGCAGCUACUACUCUGAUGUUUACACAAACGAUAGUCCUAGCUCCCUCAGCAGCGACAGACGAACCCGCCGAUCCCACCGCCAUAGCAGGCAAGGGAGCAGGGUAACGAGGACGACCACGACACGUGUAUCCCGCGCCCCGUCGGCGAGGUCGGCCAGAUCACCAAGGAGGUCUCCCCCGCGGUAAUGAUUGAGUUUAUUCUCAUGACCUCCGAUUUUUACCCUUGCCAUCUUUUCAGAGAUUCAAGGGAGAAAAAUAAACACAACCCUAAUGGAUCUUUUUUUCUUUCCGACGAGCAACACGAAGUCGACUUGUACAUAUUAAGCCCCUUGCACACACACACACACAUCGCCCCAUUUUGCCCCUUCGGCACCUGUGUUUUACUCUUGCAAUUUUUGUUUGUUCUACGCUGGGGAUAUAGAGUUUUGGCUUUAUUUGUGUGUGAUUUUUGAAACUGACCCUUUUUUUGGUAUGGUAUGGGACGAUGGGGUGGCUUAUAUUCAGCACUGGCGUUUUGGGCGUUGUCGAGAAGCAAGCAAGCCAUGCGAGAGGGAAAGGGAGGGGGCUUUGCUCAGGGAAUGGAGAUGUGGUAUGAAGUUGUGUAG
Messenger RNA from Podospora bellae-mahoneyi, 1580 nucleotides. RefSeq lists its product as uncharacterized. NCBI's taxonomy places the organism in Eukaryota, Fungi, Ascomycota, Sordariomycetes, Sordariales, Podosporaceae. Bases 1 to 1161 code for a protein of 386 amino acids. The transcript is spliced from 2 exons. The record is from RefSeq and is a predicted model, not a curated record.